AUCAGAGACCUUUAACUGAGAAGGACAACGAAGCUCAGCAUGCUGAGCCUUCCUCUGCUGCUGCUGCUGCUGCUCUGGGGCGUGGGGUCCCACGGCUUCCCAGCAGUGACUUCAGAGACACAGGAGCAAGAUGUGGAGAUGGUCCAGAACUACUUGGAAAAGUAUUACUAUCUGAAGAGUGAUGGGAAGCCAGUUGUGAGGCAGAGGAACAACAGCUUAGUGGCUGAGAAGCUGAAGCAAAUGCAGGCGUUCUUUGGGCUGAAGGUGACUGGAAAGGUCGACACGGACACCCUGAAUCUGAUGAAGCAGCCCAGAUGUGGGGUGCCCGAUGUGGCUCAGUACGUCCUCACUGAUGGGAGCCAAUGGGACCACACACAUCUGACCUACAGGAUUGAAAAUUACACACCAGAUUUGCCGAGAGCAGAGGUAGACAGUGCCAUUGAGAAAGCCUUUCAGCUCUGGAGUAACGCCUCUCCCCUGACCUUCACCAAGGUCUAUGAGGGUCAAGCAGACAUAAUGAUUUCCUUUGUCUGGGGAGAUCACCGUGACAAUUCUCCCUUUGAUGGACCCAAUGGAAACCUCGCUCAUGCUUUUCCACCAGGCCCAAAUAUAGGAGGGGAUAUUCAUUUUGAUGAAGAUGAAACAUGGACCAACAAUUUCAGAAAUUACAACUUGUAUCGCGUGGCAGCUCAUGAAUUGGGUCAUUCUCUUGGACUUUCUCAUUCUACUGAUAUUGGGGCUCUGAUGUACCCUAACUACAUGUAUAGUGGCAAUGUCCAGCUAUCUCAGGACGACAUCAAUGGCAUUCAGGCCAUAUAUGGACCUUCCCCAAAUCCUGUCCAGCCAACAGGCCCCCAAACCCCACAAGUGUGUGAUAGAAAGCUAACUUUUGAUGCUAUCACUACAAUUCGGGGAGAAGUGAUGUUCCUUAAAGACAGGUUCUACAUGCGCAUAAAUCCCUUCUAUCCGGAAGUUGAGCUUAAUUUCAUUUCUGUUUUCUGGCCAAACCUGCCAAACGGACUUCAGGCUGCUUAUGAAGUCUCUGAGAGAGAUGAAGUCCGGUUUUUCAAAGGUGAUAAGUACUGGGUUGUUCAGGGUCAGGAUGUGCUAUACGGAUACCCCAAGGACAUCCACAGAUCCUUUGGCUUCCCUAGAACUGUGAAGAGCAUUGAUGCUGCUGUUUCUGACGAAAAUACUGGGAAAACAUAUUUCUUUGUUGCUAACAAGUACUGGAGGUAUGAUGAAUAUAAGCAAUCCAUGGAUGCAGGUUAUCCCCAGAUGAUAGCAACUGACUUUCCUGGUAUUGGCCAUAAAGUUGAUGCUGUUUUCCAGAAAGAUGGAUUUUUCUACUUCUUUCAUGGAAAAAGGCAAUACAAAUUUGAUCUUCAAACUAAGAGAAUUCUGAGUCUUGACAAAGCUAAUAGCUGGUUCAACUGCUGAAGGAAUUGACCAACAAUGUUACAACAGAAAAUAUAUUUCAAGAUCCCAUGGACAGUGUCUUCCUGAAGAACCAUUUGUUUAAAUGAAAUACAGAGCUAUUAUGUAUAAUAGUAUUUAUACCUCAUUCUGCACUUAUUUUUUAUGCUUGAGAAUGCAAAGUGUUGCAUACUGCUAUAAUUUAGUUCCACAGUUGAGAGCUAAGAAAGGUCAGGCUCAUGGCUUAUAGGUUCAAAUGGGCCAGUUUAGCAGAGAAAAAAAGCUUUUCCAAAGUAUAAGACUGUGACAUUGAUCAUGAAAUGCAGCUCUUCAAGAGAGGAGCCCAGAGAUAUAAGUCUUAACCAGAAAAAGACAGUUCAUGAGCAUAUGAGCAGCCACUAGACCAUCCUAAUAUACGAGGAACAAUUUUUGUUACAGAAAAUAAAGUAUUGUGAGUUUGGAAUAAAGCCAUCCAUGUCUCUACUGUUUUAUAAA
Molecule: messenger RNA, 1911 nt
Organism: Nyctereutes procyonoides (raccoon dog)
Lineage: Eukaryota; Metazoa; Chordata; Mammalia; Carnivora; Canidae
Gene: MMP1
Product: matrix metallopeptidase 1
Exons: 10
Coding region: 40-1440 (466 amino acids)
Biological process (GO): collagen catabolic process; proteolysis; extracellular matrix organization
Cellular component (GO): extracellular matrix
Molecular function (GO): metalloendopeptidase activity; zinc ion binding
Source: RefSeq, a predicted model, not a curated record